AUUGGUAGACGCUGUAACUCGGUCGAUCCCAAGUUUAUUCGCUGGUCCAAUUAGUACUGGAUGAUUUAGAAUGACAUAGUUCAACUUUUUGACAUCUUCAAAAACCGAUCACAAAAAUGAAAAGGGUAUUGCUUAUCGCGGCUGCACUUUUAUGCGCUUGCUUUACUUCUGUACAAGCUCAAGAAAUGGAACGCGUUUGUGUUCCAGGCGUUGCCAAGCACAAUGUCACGCUGACCAAAGGUGUAGGUGCGGGCUCAUAUCAUCGAAUUGGAAAAGUGGCAAGCAUACAGGAAUGUAUUCGUAAAAUUUGCGACAAAGGAGAUGGAGACGUCGCUUAUUUACUGAACAGUUUCUGUUACUCCAUCAACUGUUAUGAUGUUAACUCCUGUGAAUCCUCCUCACUUCCAUUCGCWCAAGACCUCCGCUCAAUUCUGGUUGACAUAGGGUGGAAAGACGUUCCCUUGACAACCACGAACAGCCCCAUGCCCACCAUGGAACCUGCAGUUCCUCCGACCAAGCCAGGGCCUCCAGUAGGACCAGAUGGUAAAGUGGCACUUUCAACUGAACAACGUUUAUUGCAAGACAUUAUCUACGACUCCAUGUACGACCGCGAGGUCCGACCGGUCAAAAGUCACGAGGACCAGUUACAAGUGUUUUUCCAGCUGAAGCUGGUACAAAUAGUGGAUAUCUCAGAAAAAGARGAAUCACUUCGUGUAAACGUCUGGACGACACAGCAAUGGAAAGAUCCAUUCUUAAUGUGGGAUCCUAAGAAAUAUGACGGCAUCGAUACGAUCAACGUGGAGCCGAGUAAUAUUUGGUUGCCAAUUGUUAUCCUAUACAACAACGCGGCGAGUAGUUUCUCAGGAGGAAUGGAGAAGUACAAAACUAAAGUUGUGAUUGACAAUACUGGYACKGUUAAAUGGUACGCUGCCACUCAGUUCCUGGCUUCCUGUAAACUCAACAUUCGGUACUUUCCAUUUGACGAACAAUAUUGCUACAUGACAUUCGGUUCAUGGACGUUCAGUACCAAGCACAUGGAUAUGAAGACUUCACAAGUACAGGCUGACAUGUCUUCGUACAUGCAGAAUGGCGAAUGGGAAAUAGUCAAUGUUCCUGUCAAAGAAAACAAAGUUCAGUAUCCAUGCUGCGAGGAUACCUACUCGGACAUAACAUACACAAUCCACAUCAAAAGAAAAGUGGAAUACUACGUGUUYAAYUUAAUCAUUCCWUCGAUGAUGAUUGUGGUUUUUGCGUUGGUAGGGUUUUGUCUUCCACCMGAGUCAGGCGAGCGAAUAGCUCUCAACAUMACUGUGAUGUUAUCKAUGACWGURUUYYUAAACAUUGCAUCCAACACACUUCCGGCAACGUCAGAUAAYAUUCCCUUAUUAGGGUAUUUYUAYUUUUUGAUUAUGAUUGAACUAUGCUCAGCUAUCGUCGUCACUACUAUUGUCCUGCGGUUUUACUACUUUGGUCAUGUGCGAAUGCCCGAAAAGCUUCGUAUUGUCAUCAAUGAAUGGAUCGCAUCGAUGCUGUUCUUCUUCAUAACCACUAAACCCAAAGAUAAAGGGAUUUAUCAAUGUCUUGCUGCUGARCAGCCCGCUGAAAGAACAUGUCGCUGGCUCAUGGCGCAGAAUCCAGUGACGUCACAGUCGUAUGUUGUGCAGCCGGAAGAGAACCACGUGAACCAUGUSGAGAGAGUGUCWCUACUGGAGUACACRCCUACUGCUAAACGAAAUGUUCAAAUUGCAAAGCCGCCUCCCCCGAGACAAACGUCCCUAACGAAGGCACGCAGUGAGCCCGCAAUCAACUCCUUGGGUGUGGCCACYGAUGCUCGCACGAARGUCCAUCACAGGAGAAAAUCAAUGUCGGCAAAACCCCGACAAAAUAUCAACAAUAUCUUGCAAAGGAAAAUAGUCGAAGGYCUGGAUGUGCUGACGAGCCGAGUGGCCGAGGAAGGGGAGAAAGACGAGUGUAUUCUUGAAUGGCAAUUCGCAGCAACAGUUCUUGAUCGACUGUGUUUUGURAUCUUCUUCAUAACCAUGUGUAUUCCAUUGUUGUACUUUUUCUAUUCUUCGCCGGAGAAGCAGCCUCCUCUUAUGCAAGGAGGACGAUGAAAAGUCUAUUUCGUCAUUGGAAGAAAUUUUACCCUCAAUUUGAGAUCGAGGCUGUUAGUGUGUUUUUUGUUUUGUUUACUUCAACAAUGGAAAAAGACCUGCUUAAUUAAGUGAACUGUUGUAAUACUCAAAGUAUUCCACAUACAGUAUGCUAUAACAUCGCAAAGUUUGGUAGGACAAAAAGUAGCUUUUUUCUGACAAGAGAGCUAGGGACACUCAGGACCUCACACCACUUAGCCUGCUGUUGCUCUAAAAUGUCAAACCAUUUGGAAAUAAAACUUUUCUCCCUUUUAAAUCACAAAUCUUCAGCACCCUUCAUCUACCGCAAGUGGUAGUCUAAAAGAUUAUUACAUGAUGUAACAUGAUUGGCUGGAGCUUAAAAGUGUCAUGGAAACCAAGAAAAAAAGGAAUCACUAGUACCAAUCAUAUCAGCCCUUCGUUCUGUUUUCAGGACAAGGGUUAUUUUUAGUUUGUUACCAGGACCACGCGGCAACUACCCGAUCAUCGGCUAGUUUUUAAGGUGCCAAAGGUGAUAUGUCGAAUAUUGUUCUUGAAAAGUUUAGAAAUUUACUUUUAAGAAAGAGACAUCUAAAAGUAGAAACUUGAUGGACACCAUGGGCACAUACAGAUACAGGAAUGGCUUUUAAUCAACAAUACUGGUCUUUUUAGCUACUGCUUGCUUCGGAUCUUUCUCUAAWCAACAUUGAUUCCCUUAGUAAAUUGCAAGAUCACGUACUGGACCAAUGGCAAUGGAGCCAUAAAACGAAGAAAGGAAACUUAAUUCCGCAAAGAAACAAUCUGGCCGGCAAGGAAAGCCACUGUUUGUAAUACCUUUAGCAAAUAAAUAAAUUAAACUGUU
Messenger RNA from Exaiptasia diaphana, 2973 nucleotides. RefSeq names its product acetylcholine receptor subunit alpha-type acr-16. Gene Ontology annotation, cellular component: neuron projection; postsynaptic membrane; synapse. The record is from RefSeq and is a predicted model, not a curated record. Gene Ontology annotation, biological process: signal transduction; chemical synaptic transmission; monoatomic ion transmembrane transport. The transcript is spliced from 10 exons. Gene Ontology annotation, molecular function: acetylcholine-gated monoatomic cation-selective channel activity; transmembrane signaling receptor activity. Bases 117 to 2114 code for a protein of 665 amino acids. Lineage: Eukaryota; Metazoa; Cnidaria; Anthozoa; Actiniaria; Aiptasiidae.